Molecule: messenger RNA, 503 nt
Organism: Rhagoletis zephyria (snowberry fruit fly)
Lineage: Eukaryota; Metazoa; Arthropoda; Insecta; Diptera; Tephritidae
Source: RefSeq, a predicted model, not a curated record
ACUCUGCUUCGGUGGUGGUGCACGUCAUCAAUGGUGAACAUCCGGCUGCCAUGCAACAUGGCAACAGCAGCGCCAAUCGCCUUUCCAGCACGCUGCACGGCAUGCUCUAUCGAAUAGCCCAACGCACGCUCACCACACUGGCCGCAAGCGUCACCACAGCGACAACAACAGCGGCAGUGGCACGCUCAAGUGAACAGCUUCUGCCGCCGGCCACCAAUGAGCUGGAGCCACACACAGCGUGGCCCUUGGUGCUUCUACGACGCCUACUCGACCGAGUGCUGCUCGCCGCGGCUACAACGAAUUGGUGCAUCGUGGCGAUGGGCUGGCUGCUCUCCCAAUGGGCACUGCAAUGCGGUCAAUGGCAGCAUCAACAACAGCAGCGACAUCGAUUGCGACAGCCACUAGAGGACUUUUGUUGGUGUUGGUGGCAUUGGCGGCGAUGGAGUGGUGGCACUUCGUUACCCAGGUGAUUGCGAAAUUGAACACAAGUGAGGGAGAGGGCG